Molecule: messenger RNA, 684 nt
Organism: Magnolia sinica
Lineage: Eukaryota; Viridiplantae; Streptophyta; Magnoliopsida; Magnoliales; Magnoliaceae
Product: NADH dehydrogenase [ubiquinone] 1 beta subcomplex subunit 7
Exons: 2
Coding region: 174-473 (99 amino acids)
Cellular component (GO): mitochondrion
Source: RefSeq, a predicted model, not a curated record
AGAUCUAAUGAAAUUUUUUUCGCCAUUUCUCGCCUUCAUUUCCUCUUAUUUACGGUGGUGUCGCUUUGGCUUGUUCGUAGGCUGGAAACAAAACCAGAGUUGAGGCGAGGGAAGCAAAGCUACAAGCAAAUCGAGAGAGAGAGAGAGAGAGAGAGAGAGAGAGAGAGAGAGAGAUGGAAGUAGAAGGGUCUUCGAAGAAGAUGAUCGCGACCCAAGAAGAGAUGGUCGAAGCCCGUGUUCCUCUGCCCUACAGAGAUCAGUGCGCCCACCUCCUCAUUCCUCUCAAUAAGUGCCGUUCGGCCGAGUUAUACCUCCCUUGGAAAUGCGAGAACGAGCGCCACAUCUACGAGAAGUGUGAGUAUGAGCUCGUCAUGGAGAGGCUCCUCAAGAUGCAGAAGAUCCGAGAGGAAGAGAAGAUCAAGCAGCAGCAGCAUCAAGGAAUCCCCUUGAUCCCCAAGACCGCCAAUGCUUGAUCAUCAUCGGAAAGCAGGGAUUUAGAGCAUCCAAUGUUUUAUUUGGAAACCACCUGUGGGGACUGAUUUGAUUGUAUACUGCGAAAUAACAGUACAUGUUUGAAAGAACACAACGGCAAACUGCCUUACUCUCUUCUUCUUCUGUUUUCUAUUUUGCAGGCUCUGUUAGUUUCAGCUGAUUUGAAUAAAAGAAAUUGGAUUCCAGUGGUAA